Molecule: messenger RNA, 1968 nt
Organism: Labrus mixtus (cuckoo wrasse)
Lineage: Eukaryota; Metazoa; Chordata; Actinopteri; Labriformes; Labridae
Product: somatostatin receptor type 2-like
Exons: 4
Coding region: 182-1318 (378 amino acids)
Biological process (GO): cellular response to glucocorticoid stimulus; neuropeptide signaling pathway; cellular response to estradiol stimulus
Cellular component (GO): neuron projection; membrane
Molecular function (GO): somatostatin receptor activity; neuropeptide binding
Source: RefSeq, a predicted model, not a curated record
GCGUAACGGUAACCCCGGACAGCAGUUGGAUGGAGAGCUGGAGAGAUGCAGCUUUCCAGCAGCUCAGCGUUGAUUCGGAGCGCCUGGACUCCACUCUAUGUUGAAUGACUUACUAUGAGGUUGACGUUUUCUGCUUAAAUGCCCUUUUAUCAUUUGGAUCCAUUUGAUACCCUAAUCUAUCAUGGCCUUGGAUCAGUUGCCUUUCCCAAAUAUCUCCAUCCCUGAGGCCCUCCAGUACAGCUUCAGCUUCAUCCAGGCGAAUGAGUCAGACCUGGACCUGAAUGUCUCUGAUACCAGGGAGCCUCACCAGGACAAGACCAGCUCAGUGGUCAUCACCUUCAUCUACUUCGUAGUGUGUGCGGUUGGGCUGUGGGGCAACACCUUGGUAAUAUAUGUCAUCCUGCGAUACGCCAAAAUGAAGACGGUGACCAACAUCUACAUCCUGAACCUAGCUGUGGCAGAUGUUCUGUGCAUGAUGAGCCUGCCAUUCAUCGCUCUGCAGCUGACACUGGUGCACUGGCCUUUUGGAGAGGUGCUUUGCAGAGUGAUCAUGACUGUUGACUCUCUUAAUCAGUUCACCAGCAUCUUCUGUCUGAUGGUGAUGAGCAUUGAUCGAUACUUGGCUGUGGUCCAUCCUAUAAAAUCCACAAGAUGGAGGAAGCCUCGCAUAGCCAAGCUAAUUAACCUGACAGUAUGGGGUGUGUCGCUGUUAGUCAUCUUACCUACUAUGAUCUUCAGUGGCUUAAACAAGGUGCCAGUGUGUGGGAUAGUGUGGCCAGAGCCCCAGGAUGUCUAUUACAAAGUGUUCAUAUUCUACACCUUCUUGAUUGGAUUCCUUCUUCCACUGACUGUCAUAUGCCUGUGCUACCUUUUUAUUAUUGUCAAGGUAAAGUCAUCUGGUCUGAGAGUGGGUUCCACCAAGCGCAAGCGUUCUGAGCGCAAGGUUACACGGAUGGUUUCCAUUGUGGUGGCGGUGUUUGUCCUCUGUUGGCUACCUUUCUACAUUUUCAACGUUGCCUCCGUCACCAGCUCCAUUAACCCCACCUCUGCUGUGAAGAGCACCUUCGACUUUGUUGUGGUGCUUGGAUACACCAACAGCUGCGCAAACCCUAUCCUGUACGCCUUCCUGUCAGAUAAUUUCAAGAAGAGCUUUCCGAAUGUCCUGUGCCUGAAAAAGGUAGCAGGUCUGGAUGAAAUAGAGCGCAGUGACAGCAGGGCAGACAGGAGUAGGAUGGUCAAUGAUGCAGCCAUCAUUAACACCAACUUGGAGACUCACAACGCUGCCCUUCUCAAUGGUGAGCUGCAGACCAGCAUCUGAUUGUAGGGGGAAGUCACAUCCUAGGAGACAAUGAAGCUAAGGGCUUCCAAUUUUUUUUGGCUGGCUUUAGUGACCCUAUUUAUGUAUAUAGGUGAAGUCAGAAGCAUGAUGUAAUAGCUGCUGCUCACGGACACUGACACAUGAACAAAGUCUAAGUGAAAAUAAACAAUUUCCAGAGAGCUUUCAAAGGUUAAGCAAAGUACACUGACUGAAGCACAAAUCUCCUGAACUUGUUUGCCCUGAAUCAGAGUAAAAAAAAACUCUAGUGAUUCUCAACACUACAUAAACAAGUGGUGUUGAAAUCAAAUACUGUACAUAUACACACUUGAGGUUUCUAUUGAUUGAUCUAUUCUAUUAUUCUAUUCUAAUGAGACGUCAUUUACUGUGUUACUUUUUAAGUAGCUAUAUGUCCACAAUUGGUUUCUGCGAGUGUCUCUGGGAAAGUUCCCGGCAUGGAUGAAAAUGCAGUAUAAUUAUGUUAAUACCUUGAUACAUUGUAAUGCUCCAAGAAAAGCUAUGAAUGGACCUUUGGGAAAAUCCUUACAUGAACUUUCAUGUAUAUUGUAUUUUGAUUAUAUAUUCUAUUUGCUACCCUGCCUGAAGUGCCACUGUAAGAGCCUUUUGUUAAAUGUGUGCUUUGAAUAUGUUAU